AUGGAAUCGAGAGAUAGAAAUCAUCGAAGUCCUGCAAUCAUUCCAUCUCGUAUAGUUGCUACUCCAAUCCGCAAUAGUGAUGCGGAUAGAUCAGUUCAUCAAAUGAUCGAACGCACGCUUCAUGAAAUUACUCAAUUAAGCCCACCUAAGCAAGCUGCUGUUGGUGGUAUUUCUGGCAUAGCUGCUGGUUAUUGUUUCGCAAAAGCAAGUAAAAUGGUAGCAUUUACUAUCGGCGCAUCUAUUAUCGGUUUAGCUCUUGCUAAUCAAUCUGGUUAUGUUGAUAUUCAUUUUGAUCGACUUCGAGAUACAGCACAACAACAAUUAAAUAAUGUUCAACGUGUAGCAAGAGCAAAUCUUCCACCAACCACUACAACAAAUGUAGAUGGCGAAGAAAUUGAAACAUUUAUUGAUCAAUCACCACAAAAUAUUGCUGAUUCAUUAAAAAAAUUUGCAAUGGCAAAUCUAGCAAUAACAUCUUCGUUUAUCGGUGGUUUUCUUCUUGGUGUUGCUUUUGAAUAG
Messenger RNA from Rotaria socialis, 519 nucleotides. Lineage: Eukaryota; Metazoa; Rotifera; Eurotatoria; Philodinida; Philodinidae. The record is from the annotation of a GenBank genome assembly.